This is a messenger RNA of Schistosoma guineensis, 1288 nucleotides long. Lineage: Eukaryota; Metazoa; Platyhelminthes; Trematoda; Strigeidida; Schistosomatidae. The record is from the annotation of a GenBank genome assembly.
AAACAAAUAAAGAAUAAAUGAAUUAUUUAUAUAUAAAUAAUUGUCCAUUCAAUACAUUUACAAUAACAACACUAUUAAGAGUGAUUAAUAUUUUUUUAAUACAAUAUCUAAUAAUUGCUCGUAAACAAUGCUUUAAUUUAGAAUAUGAAUUAGAUUAUUGUUCUAGAAAGCAUAAAGUUCAUAUACCAACAAGUCAAUUAUCUGGUUACAGUUUUGGUUAUGGUUCAUUAAAUGAUACAGAAUAUAUGUGCCGUACUCGAUGGCACAUAUUGGUAUUUCACUGUAUGAGGAAAAGAGCAGAGGAAUCAUGUAAUCAUUCCGAUGAAGAGAAAUUUCGACAAAUUAUAUGGUCUAUUUCUCUAGAUACAAGAAAAUUUGAGAAAGCUGCUGCAUAUAUAUGUCAUGAACAUAAUUUGAGAAUUUUACGUGAACAUCAGUAUAGAUGUUUAAAACAACAAGAGAAAUUAGCUGAACAAUGUGCAGUUCAUAGAAAUGAAACAAUUAAAGAAGUUGUACUAGCAUUACAUAAUCAAUCUAGUCGAUUAUUAUCUAGUCCUAAUGAAUAUUAUUCUAUCAUUAAACACACAUUAACAUCAUAUGAAUGCAAAUCUCUACGAACAAAAUUAGAUUGUUUAUAUAAUAUAUUACAUAAUGCAUGUCCAUCCAAUGCAGUACGAUUAAUAAUGAAUUAUUUUAAAGAGACAUUACCAGAUGGUUGUACAUUUAAUUAUGAAACAAGAUUAUCAAAACAUUUAGAAUCAUUACAAAUGACAAAUUUAAUUAAUAAUGAUGAAAAUAUAGAUGAAAUGAAUAUGAGAAAACAAACUGUUAUAAAUAAUUUGAAUCAGAUUAAAGCAAGUCCAAUUAAAUCUGUAAAAAAUUAUGCUUAUUUAAUAAAUUAUAAUUAUUUAACUAUAACACUUAUUAUCUAUACAUUAAUAUGUAUUAACCAUUGAACAUCUCUUCUUUGUUAGCUUCUUUUUUUUUUAAUUAAUUAACUGAUUUGUUUAUAUUACAUCCGUAUAAUAUCAAUGAUGAAUGAAAUGGUCAUCUAUUACAGAGUAUACUUUCUGUAAAUAACCAUUUGAAUCUAUACUGAUCAACAUAUAAGACAAGAGUUCAAAAGUAUCAAUGAAUUUGUUCCAUAUUGUAUGUAUAAAAAAUGAAUCUUCUAUACCUUUAUCUAUCAGAUUAAAUUGUAUUCAUUAAGAUUGAUGUAAAUAUAGUUUUUAUUUUCUUUUUGUUGAACCAAAAGUACUUUCAAUCUAGCAGAUUACACGAAUUAAAU